This is a messenger RNA of Bombus impatiens (common eastern bumble bee), 1481 nucleotides long. RefSeq lists its product as uncharacterized. The record is from RefSeq and is a predicted model, not a curated record. NCBI's taxonomy places the organism in Eukaryota, Metazoa, Arthropoda, Insecta, Hymenoptera, Apidae. Bases 182 to 643 code for a protein of 153 amino acids. The transcript has 2 exons.
AAAUAUUAAACUAAUCAAAAACAAACUAAACAUGUCUCUCUCUACACGAGGACUUCUGAUUUCACUUUUAACUUCAGUUCUGCCUGAGCCGCCGAGCUAGACAGAUGUGAGAAACUGUGCUUCAGUGAAAGUGCAACAAGCAGCGAAUUUAGGUGAACGAAAAGACAACAAACACUGGCAAAUGGUAAAGCUACAAAAUGCAACAGCAAAUACCACGAAAAAUCACCACGUCAAAAUAACGAACGAAGGUGAAAUAUAUUACAUAAAUAAAACUAUUAAAAAAAUGGAAACGAUUCAAAACCAAGAAGGAAAUAGCUAUGAUGACGAACUAUCAUACCAAGAUGAACACUGGAAGACAGCCACAGUGCACAAAACGCGUAAAAUAAUACCAGGUUCAAGUGCCAUGAAAACUUCACAUGCAGAAAAGCAACAAUGGCUACAAGAUAUCCCACUCCAAAAUUCAUUCGGUUCAUUAAUAGAAGAAAUAGAUACGGACCCAAAAGAAAAAGUCACAACUCAUAUCGUUAAAUCACCACCGAUCUACAUAGAUGCCCAAAUAAUAGAUCCACUAAUCAAAUACACACUAACAAUAGAAACAUCAACACUUUUGGUAGCCAAAGUUAGCCAAAGCACAAGUAACUAAUCAAACACCACCCUUAAACAACCAAAACAACAACAAUAACACUACAGAAAUCAAGGAACUGCUCAAGGAAUCCAUCAAAAACAUUGAAAUUCUAACAAAAAUGAUAAGUGAACAAAAUGCAGUACUCAGACAACAAAUUGCAGUCAUGCUACAACUACUUACAAACAUGUUAAGUGAAAAAUAGAAAUGGACACGCUGAAAAUUAUAGCUUGGCACUCCAAUGGCCUACAACAAUGGGCCCUCGGAACUAAACAUUUCUGUAUAACGAUAAUAUUGACAUAUUACUUGUUUCAGAAACACAUUUCACACCAAAAAGCUAUAUGAAAAUACCAUAUUACACCAUCUAUGAUACCAAACACCGCUCAGGAAAAGCACACAAUGGGGCCGCAGUAAUAAUAAGAAAUGAUAUUAAACUAUUUAUGUAGUGAAAUUAGUCAGGAAAACGUUCAAGCAAGCACCGUUACAAUACAAACUAACAGCAGUUACUUCCAAAUGUCAGCAGUACAUGCACCACUACGAUACAAAAUGACAUUACAAAAAUGGGAACAGUAUUUUCAAUCCUUAGGUAACAAAUACAUCGCAGUGGGAGACUUCAAUGCAAAGCACACUCUAUGGGGCUCAAGAAUUAAGAUACCUUGAGUUAUAAAAGGACUAAAGGCAAACAAAUUAAAAAUAAUACCCAGUCUUGAGCUUAGCUCUGAUCAUACACCGAUAAUAAUAGAAUACACAAGCAAACCAAUAUUUUAUAAAAUCCAAAUCAAAGUCGCUUUGCACUAAAAACACCAAAUGGCAAACAUUUAAAGAAGUAAUCAUGAGCAAAAUCAACUGCAAUAUUGCA